ACCUCCUUGAACUUUGGAGAAAAAUUAACAACUUGUAACAACAAUGAAGUCACAGACACAUAUUGCUUGAAGCAGAAGCUUUAAAGAUUGAAACUGAGACUGGACGUCAGCAAGCAGCCUACUGAAAGUGUAACCGGAUAGAUAUAAUCUCAGGACAUACUGAAGCCAAGAACCAGGAUAUUCAACAAGGACAGAACACUGUGUGAUAACCUAAACAAAGACUAAAUAAAGAAUUUGAAUCAGAAUGAACUGGAAGAAAGUCUUUGGAGUAUUGGCUGUGGGAAUUUUAGGGCUAGUCAUUGGGAUUUUAAUUGGAACAUUUGCAAUAAACCGAGGCCUACCAGAUUGGAUGGAACGAAUGAGCAAAGAUGGGGACCCCAAAUACAGGGUUCAACUCCAGCAAGAGAUUGACGCUGAAAAUAUUCAAAAGAAUUUAAAGUUCUUCUCCAGUAAACCUCAUAUAGCAGGAAGUCCUCAAGAGGAAGAUGUUCUAGUCAAGUACAUCCACAAGAAGUGGCAAUCAAGUCUAAAUGGAGCUAAAAUAUACAACUACACAGUGCUUCUCUCCUACCCCAAUGCUAGUGACCCAAACUAUGUGUCUAUAUGGUCUCCAAAUGGAACUGAAAGUGAAUUAUCAGAAAAAGUUGAGAAGAUCCUAAGUCCUGACCAGAAUGAUCCCACUGUGGUGAAUCCUUUUAAUGCUUACUCACCUGCUGGAGUAAUUGUGGGUGAUCUUGUGUAUGUUAACUAUGCUUCAGUGGAGGAUUUCCAUUAUCUAACAAGGGAUUUAUCAAUGGAUCUAAAUGGUACUAUAGCUAUUGCCAGAUAUGGAUCAAUAUUCAGAGGAGACAAGGUGAAGAAUGCCCAGACCUUUGGCUGUGCCGGGAUCAUUCUGUAUUCUGAUCCUGCAGAUUAUGUUGCUGGUGACCUUAAUCGUGUUUUCCCUGAUGACUGGUGGUUACCAGGUACUGGUGCUCAGAGAGGAACAGUACUGAAUACUGAUGGUGAUCCAUUGACACCAUUUUACCCUUCCAUUGAUUCCGCAUUUCUCUUGGAAGAAAAGGAUAUAAAUUUGCCCUUAAUUCCUGUCACUCCUAUUGGGUACAGUGACGCUGUCAAAUAUCUCAGCAAGCUAUCUGGACCUGAAGUACCUAGUUUAUGGAAGGGAAAACUGGACAUUACAUACAGACUGGGACCAGGAUUUUCACCUCCAUAUGAGGAAAGCAAAAUAAGACUGUAUGUGAAGUCAUAUAACAUAAAGAAAACAAUCAGAAAUGUUAUCGGGUUUAUUGAGGGUGAAUAUGAGCCUGAUCGUUAUGUGGUAUUGGGUAAUCACCGCGAUGCCUGGGUGUUUGGAGCCAUUGAUCCAUCAAGUGGGACAGCAGCAAUGAUGGAGUUAAGCAGAGCCAUGGGACAACUGUUGACAAAAGGGUGGCGCCCAAGGAGAUCCAUUUUAUUUUGUAGCUGGGGAGCAGAAGAAUAUGGACUAAUCGGAUCAACAGAGUGGGUGGAAGAACUGAAUAAAGUUUUAAAUUCUAGAACAGUGGCAUACCUAAAUGUGGAUCUCGCACUUUCAGGAAAUUCCACCCUUCGUGCACUUGCUACACCCAUCCUGCACAAAGUGUUGUUUGAGGCUGCAAAAAAGGUUGAAAAUCCAAAUCCAAAAGAGGUGCAAGCUGGUCGCAAAACUGUAUAUGAUACCUGGCUUGCAAGUUUGCCAUCUUCCCAUGAUGCAACUGUCCCACGUGUUGGGGAUCUUGGCUCUGCGAGUGAUUAUUCCUCCUUUCUACAAAUUGUUGGGAUUUCCGCAGUAGAUGUGAGAUACACCUAUGACCCGAAAUACUCGUUGUCUUCAUAUCCCAUGUAUCAUUCGGUGUAUGAGACAAUGGAUCUAGUGUCACGUCUUAUGGACCAAGGCUUCAAGUACCACCAAGCUGUAGCAAGACUGUGGGGUGAAAUAGCUCUACGUUUGGCUGAUGAAGUUGUGCUUAACUUGGAUUGUGUGCAAUAUGCAAAGACCUUGCAAAGGAUUGUCUCUGAUGUACAAAAGACAUACGGAACUCUGCUGGAACAACAUAACUUAAGUCUUGAUGCAGUUAGGAAAGCAGCCUCUGAAUUUCAGGAAGCAGCGAACUCAUUACAGAAAAGGGCUGAAAAUGUUGACAGAAAGAAUCAGCUGGAAGUGCGGAAGAUAAAUGACCAACUAAUGCUUCUUGAAAGAUCUUUCAUUGAUCCCCUAGGAGUAGCUGGAAAUCUCUUAUACAGGCAUGUCAUUUAUGCACCUAAUCAACACAAUAUUUAUGCUGCGUCCAGUUUUCCAGGACUGGCUGCUGCAAUGUUUGAUAUUGAAAAUGAUCCAGACCAGGAGAAACGCUGGCUUCAGGUCAAAAAAGAGAUUUCUAUCCUUUCGUAUACUAUCAGCUCAGCAGCCAGCACCAUGCAAGUCACCGGAAGCAUUGGGGGAGUCAAAAUGUAAAAUGAAAUCUUCCUUAAAUUGAGUAUAUUCUUGCUACUAAUUCAACAACUCAAAUGGGAGAAGUCUAUAUUUGCACAAUUUAAUGUUGACUUUGGACUGGCGCAAAAAAAACAUGAUACGAAUGGAUCAUAUGGUUGUUGUACAAUUUUUCCUGUGGUUACUAAGAUGUAUCCAGUGCUAAAGGGAACAAAACUUGUAGAGGAAACAUCUGCAAUAAAAUGACAUCACAAAUUACAUGGAAUGUUACAUUUAGGGUAAAAACCUGGACUAUGAUUUUACACUCUACCUGUUUUAUUUAACCUACACAACUGUUGUAAAAAGAAAUAUUUGUAUUGUAAGAUUGAAUUAAAUUACUCAAAAAUUGUGCACAGAAAAAUAUAAAGAAACAACAACUGUUGUCUUUAUUUAGGACCUAUUAACAAUAUAUAAUUAGGGUUUGGUAUCAAGUCUUACCUGUUUCACAUCCCAUCAUGGUUAAGACUACAUAUUGCACACUGAUUCAUAUUUUAUUAUGUUUAGAUUCACAGACAGGAACAUAUUUUUCAGGAGAUUUAUUAAAUGCUUUUCAUACAAAGGCUUUAUAUUUUAUGCACUAUAGACAGAUAGAUAGAUAGAUAGAUAGAUAGAUAGAUAGAUAGAUAGAUAGAUAGAUAGAUAGAUAGAUAGAUCAAUAGAUAGAUAGAUGAUAGAUAGAUAGAUUUAACAUGCAAUUAAGUAAAUCUUACAUUUUGCAUGAUAGAUAUAUAUAUAUAUAUAUAGAGAGAGAGAUAGAUAGAUGAUAGAUAGAUAGAUAGAUAGAUAGAUAGAUAGAUAGAUAGAUCGAUAGAUAGAUAGAUAGAUAGAUAGAUAGAUAGAUAGAUAGAUAGAUAGAUAGAUGUAGAUUUAACAUGCAAUUAAGUAAAUCUUACAUUUUGCAAUCAUGAUUAAAAUAUUCUUUGAAACUAAAAA
Molecule: messenger RNA, 3424 nt
Organism: Bombina bombina (fire-bellied toad)
Lineage: Eukaryota; Metazoa; Chordata; Amphibia; Anura; Bombinatoridae
Product: glutamate carboxypeptidase 2-like
Exons: 18
Coding region: 245-2476 (743 amino acids)
Molecular function (GO): carboxypeptidase activity
Source: RefSeq, a predicted model, not a curated record